CAAAAGUAUAAACAAAGGAGGUACUCUUUGGAGCCAACUUAGUUUAGUAUGACGAGGGCGUAAUCCUAAUCAAAUCCCGAGAUAAUGCUGCUGAAGAUACGCCACGCCCUGUUGGAGGUCACCAGUCCGCCGGCCACGAAGCAGUCGGCGAUCAUAAUCAACAAUGAAGUUAUCAUCAGUUCAGGGAGCAUUCUGCAACCACAUUUGGUUUCGGAUGGGGACAAAGGAGCAGAGAACAAAGAAAUCAUCGGCAGGCUGCAGCGGGGACAAUUGCUGAAUGUUCAGAAUGAAGUGGAAGGUCAGCGCAUUCGCUCCCUUAACUUCUUAGUCACCUUUGAUCCACAGCAACGACGUCCAAGGCAGAACGCUGCUUCCGGUUCGAGACAAUCCCACAUCCUCUCCCGCUUCAUGGCCCAUCCGCUGUAUGUGUUCUGCGCUGCCGAGGUAUCCCGAAAUCUACACCACAUUCUUCUUUCCGCUGACUCCGGUGAUGGAAGCGAGGUGCUCCGUUCGAGUUUCGUGGUGCUAGGGCUGCAAACGCCCGUAAAAGAAGAGUCCUUCAAGAGAUUCCUGGCGUACAUUGGGAACUACCUGCGACAUCUGCAGCCCAUGCAAACCUUGGAUGACGUACUAGUGAUGUGUUCACCGUUUGGCCUGGAGAACUUCUACAAGACUAUUAGCCUAGGGAAGGUGUCUAAUGUGAUGGGACGCAGUGGCUGCCUGUUCGCCAUCUCCAACGCUUUGCCAUUGGGCUGUGAGGGUUCCGCCGUGUUCAAUAAUAAAUUGCGACUCAUUGGCAUUGUGAUAUGUACCUCAUUCCAGCGUCAACAGGAGAAUGUGAAUCUAACGCUGGCCGCAAACUUUGGCUACCUCCUUCGCAACUUCAUGGAGCAGCUGGGCAUGCCCACUACUAAAUUCCAGCUGGCUCGAGAGCCCUCUAACUUUGCUUGGGAGCGCACAAUUGUAGUUAUUGAGUCGGCCGGUCAACAAGGUACCGGUACUUUUAUACGAGUCCAUAACAAGCAUUUCAUUCUCACUUGUGCCCAUGUGGUGGGGCAGAGCAAUGGUACGGUUAAUUGCCGAGCUGCCGAUCGCGAGUUUCGUUCAGAGGUGAUUUGGUGCAAUCCGGACUGCGAUCGACCCUUCGACUUAGCGCUGCUCACAGCCCCGCAGGAUGUACCUGAGCGGUAUUGCGUGCGAUUGGCUAAGAGUCCAGCUACUCUUGGCCAAAUGGUGUACAACGCAGGAUUCCCCUUCUUCGUAAACUUCAGCUUUAAGCAUGACUUUAAUCCUUCGAUUUUCCAAGGGAGGAUUAUUAAGUGUGACACUGGAGCCAUUAUGUCUGAUGGCAGUGUGCAGGCGGGUCAAAGUGGGGGCCCAAUGUUUGAUCAAAGCGGAUGCAUACUAGGCGUGUGUGUGUCUAACAUUAAAUUGGACGACGUCGUCUACCCAAAUAUCAACACAGCCAUUCCCAUUUGUGAUAUCCGGAAUACGUUGCAGCAGUUUGCACGCACAAACGAUGUAAAGGUGCUAAGCAACUUGGUGGCCAGCCCCAAUGUACAUCGCGUUUGGUCUCUGGAAAUGCCCCCCAUUAGAAGCAAACUCUGAGGGGAUUCGUAUACCUUUUCAUUUGUAACUUCUUGUCCAAACAAUCGUUAACGUGGCUCUGAAGCACACUUAGAGCGUUGAACGAUUUUGAACAGAUGGGACACCGCAGGACAGCGUCCGAAGUACGGGAGGCUGCACCAUUUGGGUCGAGAACCUACCAAAAGAAAAAUUAGUAAAUAAAUCUAAAGAUUAUUUAAACAACAAG
Molecule: messenger RNA, 1813 nt
Organism: Drosophila eugracilis
Lineage: Eukaryota; Metazoa; Arthropoda; Insecta; Diptera; Drosophilidae
Exons: 6
Coding region: 85-1608 (507 amino acids)
Biological process (GO): protein processing; regulation of fatty acid beta-oxidation
Cellular component (GO): peroxisome
Molecular function (GO): serine-type endopeptidase activity
Source: RefSeq, a predicted model, not a curated record